GAUACAGCAGGGGCACACAUGCCCUGAACCAUUUGAUCCCAGCGAAAUUUGAGGCGUGGAAACACGCCGCUUUAAUAGUAGGCAAGGCAGGUGUCCCCACCCUUGAAUUGGCAUGCGGGCAUAACACGUGCUUCUAAGCGCGCUGACACGCGGUUUGAAUUGUAUCCUGCAUUGCUAAUGCGCUGCACGAAGUAUUUUAUACAUUGUAGAUGUCCCCACGCUGGCUAUAGCGCCCUGAGCGCGACACCCUGAUGCGAGCAUGCUCGCGGCCCAAACUGUGGGCCGUGGCGCUGUACGCUGCCAUUUAGCCCGGCCGAAGCGCUGAAGUAUCCUAUGCAAUACAACAAGAGUUAAGAGUGCUUGUACGCUGGCUACAGCGCCCUGAGCCCCGACCCGAGCACGCGCGAGCAUGCUCGCGGCCCAAACUGUGGGCCGUGGCGCUGCUCGCUGCCAUUUGCAACAAAAGAGAGCGCCAGCAAGCGCACGCGGCCUCCGAACCAGGAACUCGAUAGCUUUCCGAAGCACGGCGGCAUAAGUUGCUCGCUCAUCAGCUACCGUACGCAAACGUAACUUUAUAAAACAAACCACACAGAAAGACAGCAUUUGAGACCUCGAUGUGAUGCAUGCGGCCUUCAGAGCGACACACGAAACCCCGGGCCCUGCACUUCUUACCCCCUGCAACUGAACCACCUCCCGCUCAAACACUGCUCCCUACUUCAAAACUUGUUUUAAGCUCCGCUGCGGCAGUGAGCACCGCCGCAGCUAUGCGCUGCCUCGGCUCCUCGCCUAUCCCUGUACCCUCUCCCCGUGUCCCCAAAACCAAAGCUGCGGCAGGCCUCGCCAGCGGUGCAUGCCUCACAUCUUACCAGUCAACAAAAGAGAGCGCCAGCAAGCGCACGCGGCCUCCGAACCAGGAACUCGAUAGCUUUCCGAAGCACGGCGGCAUAAGUUGCUCGCUCAUCAGCUAUGUCGCCUAAAAGCGCAGCACCCGUAAAAAAACCGGGAACUAUAAAAACUUUUGCGCUGUAACGCGGGCUGUCACUGAGGCACUGGCCACGAUGCAGCUGUAUGACGACAGGCCUGCACCGCUUUGACCUUCCCAGGGUAUGAGCACGGAGCGUGGAGAGGCUGGACGGCCGCCACGCCCGACCCUGUAUACCAGCCGCUGUCCUGGGCACUUGCGGGGUGAUCAAGAUGCGCCUGCGGCGAUCACUGCAAUAGUCGGAGAUACCAGAGGUGUGGUCGAGAGAUGAUUCAGUCGUAUGUACAAGGAGAGCUGGGGAACCUGUA
Chlamydomonas reinhardtii is the source of this 1290-nucleotide messenger RNA. RefSeq lists its product as uncharacterized. Lineage: Eukaryota; Viridiplantae; Chlorophyta; Chlorophyceae; Chlamydomonadales; Chlamydomonadaceae. The record is from RefSeq and is a predicted model, not a curated record. The coding region runs from base 765 to 977 and encodes 70 amino acids. The transcript has 3 exons.